AUGGCAACAAAAGCAGCAAUAGCUUUCAUGUUUAUGUUGUUUUUCUUGAACACAGCAUGCCAAGCACAACUCACCUCUACAUUUUACGACACCUCUUGUCCUAAUGUACUUAGUGCCAUCCGAACUGCCAUCAGAAGUGCAAUUGCCAGCGACCGGAGAAUGGCAGCGUCUCUCAUUCGCUUACACUUUCACGAUUGCUUUGUGCAGACUUCCUCUAUCGAGAGUGAGAAGACUGCGUUAGGCAAUAACAAUUCAGCUAGAGGUUAUAAUGUCAUAGAUAAAGCAAAAACUGAAGUAGAGAAGACUUGUCCUGGAGUAGUAUCUUGUGCAGAUAUCAUUGCAGUGGCAGCAAGAUAUGCAUCUGCUUAUAGUUUGGUGAGGGUUAACGAGUGCAAGACCAAGGCAUGGCCUAGUGGGAGGAGUCGGUAUGAGGAUUAG
Dovyalis caffra is the source of this 438-nucleotide messenger RNA. The record is from the annotation of a GenBank genome assembly. NCBI's taxonomy places the organism in Eukaryota, Viridiplantae, Streptophyta, Magnoliopsida, Malpighiales, Salicaceae.